Molecule: messenger RNA, 664 nt
Organism: Drosophila bipectinata
Lineage: Eukaryota; Metazoa; Arthropoda; Insecta; Diptera; Drosophilidae
Gene: Pfdn6
Product: prefoldin 6
Biological process (GO): chaperone-mediated protein complex assembly; protein folding
Cellular component (GO): prefoldin complex; cytoplasm
Molecular function (GO): protein-folding chaperone binding
Source: RefSeq, a predicted model, not a curated record
ACUGUGGCAACUCUGUGUGUUUUCAGCUUAGGGUCACACCGCUAAACCUCACAUUUUCAGCUCGAAAUAUUGUUUCAUUUAUUAAAAAAUUGCAAAGUUGCAGUUUUUAAAGAAUAAAAUUGUAUAUUUAUAAAUUCCAGCUAGAGCCAAACAAUCAAAAUGGAUAAAAACAGCGCUGCCUUGUACAAAAAGAUGCAGACCGAGGUUGAGUCAUACCAGAACCUGCAAAAGUCUUGUGUGAAGAUGGUCAAGCAGCGGGCCCUCCUGGAAAGCCAACUGAACGAAAACAAAUGUGUGCUGGACGAGCUGAACCUUUUGGGGCCGGACAAUAAGGUCUACAAGCUAUUCGGACCGGUGCUGGUCAAGCAGGAGCUGGAGGACUCACGCCAGAACGUGGGAAAGCGCAUUGAAUAUAUCUCAAAGGAGCUCAAGAGUUCCACCGACACACUAGAAAACAUGGAAAAGGACAUGCUGAAACAUCGCGAAGCUGUGACGAAGUACCAGCAGCAGUGGCAGGUCGCGGCGGCGAUGAAGUGAAGCUUCUAAGAUAUAACUUAUUUAUAACUUGAAAACAUAAAAAACUUGGCACAACGGCUUCAAAACAAAGGAAAUAAAUUAAAAAGAAUAAAUAUAAAAGUAAAGCUCUUCAGGCGGAGCCUGAUAA